Mucor mucedo is the source of this 306-nucleotide messenger RNA. RefSeq lists its product as uncharacterized. The annotation marks the transcript as partial. Gene Ontology annotation, cellular component: nucleus. NCBI's taxonomy places the organism in Eukaryota, Fungi, Mucoromycota, Mucoromycetes, Mucorales, Mucoraceae. The transcript is spliced from 2 exons. The record is from RefSeq and is a predicted model, not a curated record.
UGCAAGUAUAAGCACCCUUAUCCUAUUGGAUACCGUGCAACUAAAUCCCAUUUUGGCAAUGAUUAUACAAUGGGUAUUUCUGCAGGGGCUGAAGGUCAAGCGCCAGUUUUUACUGUACAGCAUAAGUCAACUAUUUGGACAGGAAAUACACCCACAGCACCUUGGACAGAAGCAUGUAUUAAAAGUAAAUCUAGUAGCACUCGUGUGAGUGGUCCUUUGUUUUAUGGGUUCUCUGAUUCUAUUACAAUGAAACUAAUUGAAAACUUGGAUGGAUAUAAUGAAUCAAGCUUACCCGAGGAAGACUAG